CCCCCCCCCCACAAUUGGCCCCACGAUGGCGGCCCUGCGCAGCGUCAAGGGAAUGGUGGCUCUGGUGACCGGUGGAGCCUCAGGGUUGGGCCGGGCCACGGCGGAGCGUUUGGUGGAGCAAGGAGCCCGCGUUGUCCUCCUUGACCUGCCCAGCUCGCAGGGGGCACAGCUGGCAGCAGAGCUGGGCGAGCGUUGCGCCUUUGCCCCCGCUAACGUGACAUCGACCGAGGAGGUGGAGGCGGCCCUGGCGUUGACCCAGAAGACUUUUGGGAAGUUGGAGCUGGCGGUGAACUGUGCCGGAGUGGGAAUCGCCGUCAAGACCUACAACGCCAAGAAGGACAAAGUGCACGAGCUGGAGGACUUCCAGCGGGUCGUUAACGUUAACCUCGUUGGGACCUUCAAUGUUAUCCGCCUCAGUGCUCGCCUAAUGAGCCAAAACACGCCUGACCCCGACGGCCACCGGGGCCUGGUGGUGAACACGGCCAGCGUGGCCGCCUUCGAGGGGCAGGUGGGCCAGGCGGCUUACUCAGCCUCCAAGGGCGGCAUCGUGGGCAUGACGCUGCCCAUCGCCCGCGACCUGGCGCCUCUGGGGAUCCGCGUGGUCACCAUCGCCCCGGGGCUUUUCUCCACCCCGCUGCUGGCCGGGCUGCCCGAGCGGGUGCGGAACUUUUUGGGGCAGCAGGUUCCUUUCCCAUCCCGGCUGGGGAACCCUGCCGAAUACGCCCACCUGGUGCAGGCCUUGGCUGAGAACCCCAUGAUCAACGGGGAGGUGGUGAGGCUGGACGGGGCUCUCCGGAUGCAGCCCUAAAUGGGGGGACACGGCGUGGGGAUGGCCACGGAGAUGGGUUGUGAACCAGGGACACCAGGACACCCCAAAAUGAGGGCAUCGUGGGGACAUGGAUCUACCCCAUUCUUUAUGGGGAGCACACAGGGUCCUGGACCUUGAUCGCCUGGGUUUGGGGACCCCACGGGGUCUGUCCAGGGCUGAGGACUGACCCUGUGGGCACACCUCUUUUGGGGACCCUCUUGGGACCCAGUCCAGGGUCACCGUGGUUUGAGGACCCCACGGGGACCCAGUCCAAGGCUGCCCAGGUCUGGGGACUCCAUGGGGACCUGGUCUAGGACCACUUGAGGCUGGGGGCCCCAUGGGGACCAGGCCAGCCCCCACCAGGUUUGGGGACGCGGCCCAGCAACCCCACGCUGCUACCUCCAGUAAUAAAAGUUGUGCACGGUG
Messenger RNA from Numida meleagris (helmeted guineafowl), 1234 nucleotides. RefSeq names its product hydroxysteroid 17-beta dehydrogenase 10 (gene HSD17B10). Gene Ontology annotation, molecular function: estradiol 17-beta-dehydrogenase [NAD(P)+] activity. Gene Ontology annotation, biological process: estrogen metabolic process; fatty acid metabolic process; androgen metabolic process. NCBI's taxonomy places the organism in Eukaryota, Metazoa, Chordata, Aves, Galliformes, Numididae. The transcript has 6 exons. The coding region runs from base 26 to 808 and encodes 260 amino acids. Gene Ontology annotation, cellular component: mitochondrion. The record is from RefSeq and is a predicted model, not a curated record.